Erpetoichthys calabaricus (reedfish) is the source of this 3208-nucleotide messenger RNA. Its product is annotated as B-cell lymphoma/leukemia 11B-like. The transcript is spliced from 3 exons. Gene Ontology annotation, biological process: regulation of transcription by RNA polymerase II. Gene Ontology annotation, cellular component: nucleus. NCBI's taxonomy places the organism in Eukaryota, Metazoa, Chordata, Cladistia, Polypteriformes, Polypteridae. The coding region runs from base 278 to 2440 and encodes 720 amino acids. The record is from RefSeq and is a predicted model, not a curated record. Gene Ontology annotation, molecular function: RNA polymerase II cis-regulatory region sequence-specific DNA binding; DNA-binding transcription factor activity.
CAUGUGAAGCACUCACUCAAACACUCCCCUCCUCCGUCUGCCACCCUCGUUUGGAAGUGGGCACCGGUGGCAGGUUAAGCCACCUUGAACUUGGUUGCUGAGCUCAGUUGGGUGUCAGAGCUGUGACGUGCACACGCAAGCGAUUGGAGAAAACGCGGCGGGGUCCAGGACACUGCAAGCCUGACACUUUUGUGGAUUUGUGUGUUUUAAGACGUACUAUCAUUGGCGCGUCGCUACUUAUCAACUCCUUGAAGCUUUCGGGGCAAAAAAGAAGACGAUGUCCAGGCGGAAGUUGGGCAGCAAACCGCAGCACCGGAGCCAAUUUCAACGUGAUCAAGAUGCUGCUCAAGUGCUACUUCCUUCGCCAGAAAAAAUGGAAAUGCCUCCCACAGGGGACAUCGCCACCUGUGACAUUUUAACCUGUGGACAGUGUCGGCAUAGCUUCCCUUUAGCAGACAUCCUGCUCUUUAUUGACCACAAAAUAGGACAGUGUGGCAGCAGGGGUGGCUACUGUGUGAAGGAGGGAGAGUUAAACAGCCCACAUUCUCCCUCAAACUUUGGAAGAUCACUGAGUCUGCCUGUAGGAUUCAUUGGCCAGGAAUCUAUGGACAUGAAGAUGUUGUCAGCUUAUGGUACAGAAGAGACUGUCAGAGAAGAUACAGAAGAGCCAUCUUGCUUCAUUUGUCAGCUUUGCAAGGAGCUGUUCACUAGUGCCUGGUUCCUCCUGCAGCACGCACAGAACACACAUGGUUUGAACAUCUACUUGGAUCCUGGUAUGACACCUUUCGCUCCUGCAAACAGCGUUGGCGACCCGGAAUCUCUUCAUGAGUCUCUGUACACAGCACGGCAGCAGGAUUCAGAGUGCCUUACCCACAGAUCUUCACCUCUGUUUGUGCAGUCUCCCUACCAGCAGGUGAGCGCUCAGAUGGACUCCUCUGAAAAGCACCAUUUCUCAGACAGUGAAAGCAGUGCCUUAAAGUCCACCUCUCUCGACAGUACCGGACAGGAGCAAAACCUUGGCUUCUCUACUCGGCUUCGAAAGUUGGCUGGGACUAUCCUUUCCAUGGAGAAAGGGUCCCCAGGGUCCUACAGCCCAACAUUUUCCGGAAGAGCAGAUUCACCCCUUCUGCAAGCCCCCAAUGCAGCCAUGUUACUUGCCGCCAAAACUAAGGACUGUGAGUACUGUGGGAAGUCCUUCAAGUCUCUAAGCAAUCUGGUAGUCCACCGACGAAGCCACACUGGAGAGAAGCCGUACCAGUGCCCCUUCUGCGACCAUGCCUGCACUCAGUCCAGCAAACUGAAGCGCCACAUGAAGACUCAUAAGCUCAAAAUGGAGGGGGCCUCAUGGAACAGCUAUUUGGAGGCCACGGCAGUUCUGCGUGGAAAGGGGAGGGUGUUUGAAAAUUCAGAGCGGAGAUCUGAGUACACCAAGCCUUCAGUAGGGAAAAACCACAACGUUUCAGUUAUCGCCAGUGCUGCAGCAGAGGAAACAACUGUGGAAGAUCAGGAGUUUGUCCUGCAGACAGCGGUGUCUGCCGAUGUGCCCCCCAAAAAAAGCUCUGAACUUUCAGACGGGAAAGGUGAAAUGGAGAUGAGGAAUGGCAGUGAGACUGCAGAAUUGACAAAGAAAAAGAAUUCUGGGAAUAGUUUCCAUCUGUUUGCCAACAAGAGCCUACUCUCCUCCUUAUCUCUUACAGGCACUUCCGCAAGCACACAAGAUUUGCUGCAUCUGCUCAGCCAGAGGAUAAAGCUGGAGGGACAAGAUUCAGUACAGAAUGGACAAAUUCUGACCCUUCCAUCGGUGUACCAGAAUAGCCUGUGCUCCCAGUGGUUAUCGACUUACAAGGAGUCCGUCAGCAAGAUGAUCAAAAAGGAGGACUCAGCCUCCAGCCCCACUCCCGAUUCCCUGUCCUCUCUAUUUGGAAAUUCUUCUGAGCAUUCGCUGGAGAAGGUCAACGGCAAUGCCCUCACCGAGGACAGCUCAGAAGAGGCGAUGUCGUCGGAAAGUGGAAUUGCCAGUGGCAAUUGUACCCCCAAGCAGAAUGGGCAGGAGCGGGCAGUUUCAAGUGAUGGGAGUGGAGGGCUUGGACCUGCUUUAGGUAGCAGAGGUGGCAUUUUGAUAGGAAAGCGCGGCGACACCUGCGAGUUCUGUGGGAAGCAGUUUAAAAACAGCAGCAACCUCACGGUACAUCGGCGCAGCCACACUGGAGAGCGCCCAUACCAGUGUACCCUGUGCUCCUACGCCUGCGCCCAGAGCAGCAAGUUGACGCGUCACAUGAAGACACACGGGCAGCUUGGCACAAAGUCGCCCUUUGUCUGCCCCUAUUGCCACGUGCCCUUCUCCGUCUACUCCACCCUGGAAAAGCACAUCAAGAAGAGGCAUGACGGAGAAGCAGAGGCUGACAAAGCGGCUCCUGCCAGUAGUACUGAAAACGAGUGAGGGUACAAUGGGGUGAUUCAUUGAACGCUAUGUUGGCAUUCUUUAAGUUGCUGUCUUCAGGAGACAAUUUCUUGCAAAGAAAAAAAAAAACUCAAUUACUUGAUUCUGGAUAUCUGUGCUCCUCCAGUUUUGAGUUGGACGUUACCUGUUUGGUCUUCCUGUGUUUUCAGAUUCAAUGUCAGGUGAAACCUUUUUGGUGGUGAUGUCUUCCUAUGGGUCAGCUUUAUAGAUACCACUCGAGAACUGUCAUUCAGCUACUUGAUGCUCCUUUUAACUUGAAAGCUGUGUCAGCCUAAUUAGAGUAAGCACUCCAUGGCCACUUGUGGUUCAGGUCUGUGGUAGGACCAACCAGGACAGUUCUUGGCCUUUGCCCGUUCUGAAUCGGUGUCUUUUAGCCUGGUCAGUGCACUUAACGUUUCCUCAGGACCAGCUCUUCUUCUUCUUUCUUUCAUUCUGCACAAAAUUCCCCCGCAUUUAGCUUAUUGGAUUAGCAGCCUUUUACCAACUGCGGUCCUUUCCAGAUUCUUUGCCAUUUUAUUCUUUUAUUUUUAUAUUUCAUUUUCAGUUUUAAUAUAGAAUGGGCCAACUGACCAAAUAAAUAAACUUAGUACAGGAGAAAAAUGAGCCAUGCAGAGCUAGCUGCCAUAAGAACUUCAGUACAGCUAAGACAUAAACAGAAGCCAUACCCGGGUGGCCAUUCUGCUUAAUCACCUCAGUUAGUAUAUGUUACUGGUUUCCAUUUAAAUGGAAUUUAAAUGCCAGUUUUAC